ACUGCAUGAGAUUGUUUCCCGGGGAGUUUGAAAGUGUUGCACCAGCCUGUAGGGCUGUUUUCAGUCUUUUUUCAGUGAAGGAACCAGCAGAGAUUAGGGUCACAGACACCCAAAUAGAAUGUGAGCCAAAGACAAUUAUACGUAUUGUCAUACAAUAAACUCCCAGAAAAGCAGACAGAUUUCCAAACACUCACAGAUAUGUAUGCUAUGUAACUGCAGAUAAAGUAACUAACACACAAAAGGUAACAGACACAUAGACAGACACUCACACCCACAGGCUGCCGCCCUUUUACAGAGUCACUGACCUCCCGGGGCCUUCUCUCCUUCAAUUACAAAACAUCAAGUUUUGCAACUUUAGGCAAGUUUCGCAAGUCUCUCUUUAAUCCUCUGCCAUUUCCACAGACUCCACAUUCUAGCCCUUUGCUGCCCUGCCUGUUCUAGCUUUACUCCUCCCUGUAGCUUAGCCUUGUGCCGCGUUCAGCCCUUGUGUCAAAGUGAAUCUCUUGUGCAGCCAGAGCAUGGGGACUCCGGAAGCCUGGAAGAAGUGGAUACUGCUGUUCGCGAUCUUCACACAACGAUCUGUUGAAGCACAAGCUGUUGGUCUUGCAUACAAAUCUGGUGCAUUGUUUACAUAUAAGUACAAUGUGGAUUUGUUAUUGGAGACAUUAUCCAGUCCAGCAACAUUGCCAGGAUCGGGAUUCAGGAUUGAAGCUGUCGUUGGGCUUCAUGUGGUUUGGGAAAACAGCAGCAACCAACAUGAGCAGCUUGUUCAGUUGCAAAUUGAAGAAGUACAAUUGUUAAAUGUGUCAGAACGAAUGGGCAGUCAAAACACCUUUAAAGAUAUUCCCACUGAGUCUUUGCUGGGGCCUACUGUGACAAAAGGAUUGAAAACGCCUGUAAUGUUUCACUGGAAAAAUGGAAAGAUGGAGGCUCUGUAUGGCUCUGUUGAUGAAACAGGAUUCAUUUUAAACCUAAAGCGAGGCCUGGUCAGUCUUUUCCAGCUCCAGCUGAAUUCUGGUACCAUCACUGAGAUUGAUGUAUCUGGCAACUGCAGAGUCACCUAUGAAACUGCCAGUAACCAGGUGACAAAGAUCAAAGACCUUCGUAGCUGUGAGAGGCCAGAAUCUGGAUUGGGACUGUCCAAUCAGGUUCUGGGAGUUCAGUGGCAGCCCACCUGUAAAGGCCUUUAUUCUGUGGAGAACGGCGUUAUCAAAACAGCUGUCAGUGAGGAGGAUCACGUGAUCAGCCUCAAUCUCCAAUCGAUGGUUGGUGCCAAGAUCAGCUCAAGGCAGCAGCUUCAAUACUUGAGUUCAGAACAUAGGCCCGAAGAAUAUUAUGGGAAAAGUCUUCAGGAAACAUUGCACAACCUUGGAAUCGAUACACACUUACCUCUGACUGGUACUCUGGAAAAGGUUCCCUGCAAAGUGUGCACAGCUGCAAAUGAUUACUUGAAAAGCCUCAAUAAAAAGACUGCCCUGCAAGAUCUUUCUAAGGUAUCCACAGCAAAGACUUUCCUGGCUUUUGUUCAGCUAAUGAGAGAGGCAAAGAAGAUUGAAAUUCUGAACUUGCUGAAGAAAGCAGGAGACACUGAGAUCUUCUUCCUGAUAGACUCAGCUACAGCAGCACAAACAGAGGCAUCACUGAGUGCCGUUUCUGAAUACCUGGAUUUCACCAAGGAUGCCCAGAUUCCUCAAUUGCGGACAUUCUUGUACGCCAGUGCCUUCACUUCACACCCCUCCAAACAGCUUUUACACAUCUUGCUGGCUAAGCUUCAGGACAAGAUACCAAGCAGAGAAAUCCAAGAGACAAUUGUCUUGGUGAUUGGAGCAGUGAUUGGCAAGAUGUGCCAGCAGAACCUGUGCAAACUCCAGGAAGUUGAGACUGCAAAGAAAACGAUUUUGGACAGGCUGAACGCAGCUACGGAAGAGGCAGAUAUAAAGAUGUACCUCCUGGCCCUUAAGAAUGCACUCCUGCCAGAAACCAUCCAACUCCUGUUAAAAUACACAGAGUGGAAGACGAGCUCAGUGGCAGCUAUUGCUGUGACUAUACUACAGAGAUUUCCAAACAUCCAUAUCACCCAGGAGGUGAAGAAACAGAUGAACAUGAUUUUUCACCAGAGCAGGAAUCAGUACGGGGGAACUGUGCGACUGGCUGCGUUUGAUGUGAUUCUGAAUAACCAUCCCUCAGCCAUGGAGUUGAAAAAUAUCUUGCUGUCCAUCGGAGAAAUUGAAUCGGAACUGUCUAAGUUUAUCGUUGCAAAACUGCAGAAUAUUCUACGCUCUGACUACCAUCCAGCAAGCAAAUUAAUUCACAAAGCCCUGAAAGACACAAUGAUCUAUAACUACCACCGACUAUCCAGAACUGGGAGUUCAUCCUCCUCCUCAGGCUAUUUAGCAGUUACUAAAGAUAUGGUGACCUCAUACAACAUGGAUUUAAUCUUUGGAGACAGUGGUGUCUUGGAGCAGAGUCAGUCUGAUUUCAUAGUAUCUACGGGGAAAAAUAAACUUCUCGCAAGCCAGGUAUCAAUCGUAGCCCAAGGUCUCGACUCAUUUUUCAGGGAAAGUUCGAAGGAAGUUGAGGAUGAUGAUGAUGGUGAAGCCACGGCCAGUAUGUCCGUGAUCCUCUUUGAUGUUCAGCUCCCUCCUGUUGUGUUUUUCCAAGGAUAUAGCGACUUAGUGGAAAAGCUCUGGUCCCUCACUGAAGAACCCACAAGCAUAAUUAAAGGAUCCAUCUUAGUUAUUGACCAUCUACAGGCAAUCCAACUGCAGUCAGGGAUUCAAGCAAGCACUGAAUUCCAAGGAGGGCUUGGGAUUGAUGUUUCAGGCACCAUUGCACUCAGCUUGUGGAGUCAACAAUCUACAACUAACAUCAGAAAUCGGGGAUCGUUAGUGAUCAAUUCAGUAAUGAAGGUGGAUACGCCCCUUCUGCAGGUGGGAGUGAACUGCAGUUUGGAAGCUGCAGCUUCUCUGGAUUUUGUGAGUUCCGUUAAAUUUUUGGAAUCCCCAAUUCUGAUCUGUCUACAGUUGCUGAAGAAACCGUUCCCAUACAGAGAGACAGUUACGAUCUACCAGUCCUUGCGAAAGGGGGAUCCGUUUCUCAUCAGGAAGGCGAGAACGUUGCGAGUUCAGGGCAUGGAGUUACCGUUGCAUCGAGCCAACUCAGAAAUGUGUAAAAAGAUGCUCUCAGAGGAAGCGUAGGCUCCAGACUGGGUGGUGAUCUUGUUCAACACUGUUAACAUGACUGGGAAUUUCCUUGCAACUGCUCCUUGCAGUAACAUCGCCGCAAGUGCACCGUAACACCCCCCACCCCGACCUUGACACGCGAUUUCGAAGAAAUUCCCAGCCUCUGUAUACCUGUUGCCAGGCAAAUUAGCAUUGACCUUUCAAAUGCAAUACUUGAGUUGGUACAAUUAGUAAAGCAAUUUAAAAGUGAAUUGCAAAAAUCAGUAAAAGCCAUAGGACAUAACAGCAUGUCUCUUGGAGCAGUUCUGUGGAUUGAAAGCCACUUGUCCAAUCUGCAGUAUACCUCAUGUUGCAAACACAACGGUGUUUAGUAUGAAACUGUCUCCCAUUCCCUAAGCUUUGCUAUGGUAUUUAUGUUUCACCUUUUACCCAGUUUUUCUCUCUUCCCACUUCCAAUCACUUUAUCAACCACAAGGUCAAAGCAACAGGCUUUGACUUGCCUGCCUAUUUCUGCCGAGCCUUUCUGAGGCCAGGGAAGUUGUGGUGAGAUUGAAGUUAAAGCACCUCUUAGUGAGAUGAGAUACAACUGGGAAUAGAAGGGCUGAACUCUCAAAAUGUAACCCUCAGAAAAAAAAAAUUGGUUGAUUUGAUUCUCGUUUAAGAAGUUGAAUUUAAUGCAUUGAGAAACCCCGAGCAGUGGGUUUCAUCAUUAACUGUGUAAGAUUUGCUCAUUUUUAAUUUGGAAAGAAGGUGCCACAGUUCGAGGUUGAAUUCACUUCAGCAUAAAACCAACCUUGCCAUCUUUCCAAGCAAUCACUGUUAUUAUUUAACUCCCAGGGCCUCACUCCAUUGCUCUGCAGGAUUUGGCAACCCCGUCACAGCCUGAGAACUCUCUAUUCCUCUGACUAUGACCUCUUACGCAUUCAUGAGUCCUUUCAACCCACUACUGAUAGCUAUACAUUGAGCUAUCUAGGUCCUAAACUCUGAAAUUCCCUACCUAAACAUCUCCAUCUCCCCCCACCCCCCUCUCCUCAAUCAAGACACUCACCAAAAACUACACUUUUAACUGAGCAUUAGUUUUGACCUUAAUGUCUCUUAAAUGAGGCUCAGUGUUAUCAUUUGUUUGAAACGCAUCACUCUGGGAUGUUUCACUGUGUUAAGGGGCUUUAUAAAUACAAUUCUAUUGUUUUAUUUCUCUCUUUGCUUCAUCCCCUGGAAGCUGAUUGGCUGCCAGGACUCUUAGCCAAGUGACUGUCCUUAGUGCGUUGAGCCCUGAGCUGUGAGUAGUUGCAGCCAGUUCGAUGGAACGAUUGUGUUCCUCAAUCAAAGCUGGCAGGCAGCAAUUUUCCUGGAGCUGGUUCCUGUUGAACUUUCAGGAGCCAUUAUCCUGGCCAGUUCUUCUCUCUGUAUGCUAGGUACUGAGGGCCAUUCAGGGAAGCCUGGCUGAUGUCAAAGAUGGUGGCAGCAGGGUCAGCAGUGUUUGGCUCCUGACUGCAGUGCCUCAGCCGCUCAUGGCUCUAGCGGCGGGUUCUGCCGCAUCUACGCAACUUCAUUGUCAUGUUUUUUUCUUGUUUUGGCUGCCCUGGAGCCUCCUCCUAUGGGAGGCCGGGGCCCCUCCCGUAUCUCCAUCCCCGCUCCAUCUUGGCUAGCAGUGGAAGACAAGCCAGGACCCCAUCGGUCAACGCCCAGCAUCGGAGGAAGCUGUGGGACCCGUGCAGCGUGACUGUCUCCCAAUUGGAGGUGGUGGACGUGGAAAUGAUGGGCCGGUGGUGGCAGGAAGGGAGCACAUUGCCAGGACCCCAGGGACGGCGUCGGAUGGUGGUGAUGGGGGAGCAGAGAGGGGGAAGGCUACAGACAGAGAAAGGUGGACUUUUGAAGCUGUUUCAGUUUUAGUAAAUAUCAAUUUAACAUUAAUUUAUUCAGUAUUUUACCAUUAAUACACUUUAUUCAGUAAGUUAUUCUGUAAUCCAAGAUGGUCCCGGAAUAAGGCGACAUUAUCCACUUUCCACUGUACAAGUGACAGAAUAUUUAAUAAAUCUACUGAGAAUCAUGACUGGAACAAAGGCCGCAGAUUGAACCCUGGGCCAGAAUGAGGAUUGCUUUCAGCGGGAAAGGAGGUCGAACCAUAGAAAGGAUACAACACAGAAGGGAGUCAUUUGGCCCAUUUCUCCAUGCUGACCCAAAGAAACACAGCUUCCCUUUCUAAUUCCAUCUUCACAUAGCCCUGCAGCUUUACAGCCCUUAACGUGCAGAUCCAGGUACUUUCUGAGAGUUUAGGGUCUUACACCAACUGGUUGAGAUAUAUGACCAACAGGCAACUCACUAUCAUCCAAGACCAUUUCACUCCCCAUCUUCCCUGUAACACUUAGGACCAACAGGAGUUUAAAUCAGGCCCUAUCUUUAACAUAUUAAUUGCUGGUGAGGACGUCCAGAAUAAUUUGGGUAGCUUUUGCCUAUGCUGCAUUUCAAUGCAGAACCAAUAAAGAAAGUACUACUGAAGUUUUAAACAGUUCCUAAAUUUCAGAUCACUUACUUAAUAAAUUUUAUUUGAUGAAUCUACA
Molecule: messenger RNA, 5743 nt
Organism: Rhincodon typus (whale shark)
Lineage: Eukaryota; Metazoa; Chordata; Chondrichthyes; Orectolobiformes; Rhincodontidae
Product: microsomal triglyceride transfer protein large subunit-like
Exons: 18
Coding region: 519-3197 (892 amino acids)
Biological process (GO): lipid transport; lipoprotein metabolic process
Cellular component (GO): basolateral plasma membrane; Golgi apparatus; endoplasmic reticulum
Molecular function (GO): lipid binding
Source: RefSeq, a predicted model, not a curated record